UCAUCGUCAUAGUGGGAGUGGUAUGUAAACCCUAAGGACGGGGCUACAUUGGGGGUUGGGAUUGAAGCGUCCUCAGUGCGGAGCAACAUUGGAUCUGGGCACCCAAAUCAGAGCUAACCCAGGAUUAUUUGCUUACGGUUGUGGUGGAGUGGAGUGUGUAGUCGAGAUAUCGACGACGUCGAGCGAUAUUUUUUCUAUAUGCUUCUUAUCCGAGUCUCUGCGAUUGAGUCCUAGGGUUUCGUUUUUGAGUCGUUUUUUUCGGUCGAAGUUGUUGUAGGUGUUUUUAUUUUUAUUUUUAUUUAUUGUGUGGAUGGUGGUGGGAGGACCCAUGGCGACGUAUGAUUUACGGCAGACGGCGUAUGUGAAGCUCGUCUUGCAUGCAUUGAAGCACACAUCAUGUGCCGUGAACGGCGUCUUGAUCGGGCGCAUUGGAAAGGGCGAUGGUGAGUCCACAGUGGAGGUCACGGAUUGCGUGCCGUUGUUCCAUGGGCAGCUUGGGCUUCUGCCCAUGCUGGAGCUUGCGCUCUCGCUGGUGGACGAGCAUCUGGCAGCCGGACAGGAUCGAUCGUUGCAAAUCGUGGGGUAUUAUCAUGCAAAUGAGCAGUUUGACAAUCUUGAGCUUAGCUCUAUUGCGAAGAAGAUCGGGGACCAGAUCGUUAGGUAUUGUUCUCAAGGGGCGAUUCUUUUGUUGGAUAACAAACGGCUGCAAGCUCUUGCGAAGGAGAACACGAAUGCGCCCGUGGUGCAGUUAUAUGUGAAGGAGGGUUCGAGCUGGAAGUUAGGAGGGUCUGGUUCGGAGCUUCGGUUGAAGGAGACAAUGGCGAAUAGCAUUUUGAAUGAUUAUAGAAAGGAGAAGCGUGAGGUCCGUGUGGUUGAUUUUGAUGAACAUUUGGACGACGUUUCGAAAGACUGGUUAAAUCCUACCCUCUUCAACUGAGUCAAAGGGUGCACUGUUCCUCGGGAUUGGACCCAAAGUGCUAAUCUCUUUACUAUUCUCCUAGUGCAUCAAUCCCAUUUGUGCAAAUCUUACGGGCACAAUCAACGUGAUUGUUCCUUGAAGGAUGCUCGGGUUUUCUUACGAUCAGGCAUCAAGAUUUGAGGAUUGUUGAUUGUCACCUGCUCUUGACAGACUGGUAGUGUUUGGGUCUGCCUCCAUUCAAAUCCCUAAAUUCCUCGGGGCUUUAGUUUUGCCCUAGCUCUUAGAAAAGAUGGUUACAAGUCCUGUUGUCGAAGUCCUAUUUGCAACAAAGCCCUGAUUCUUGAAUUUUAACUCCCAAUAGCUACAAUGUAAAGGUGAUAAUAUGCGAGUCCCUGAUGGGUACACAGUUUAAUCGUA
Messenger RNA from Physcomitrium patens, 1336 nucleotides. Its product is annotated as ER membrane protein complex subunit 8/9 homolog. The record is from RefSeq and is a predicted model, not a curated record. Gene Ontology annotation, cellular component: EMC complex. NCBI's taxonomy places the organism in Eukaryota, Viridiplantae, Streptophyta, Bryopsida, Funariales, Funariaceae.